Messenger RNA from Perkinsus marinus ATCC 50983, 1995 nucleotides. RefSeq lists its product as hypothetical. Lineage: Eukaryota; Perkinsozoa; Perkinsida; Perkinsidae. Gene Ontology annotation, molecular function: nucleic acid binding; RNA-DNA hybrid ribonuclease activity. The record is from RefSeq and is a predicted model, not a curated record. The transcript has 3 exons. The coding region runs from base 1 to 1995 and encodes 664 amino acids.
AUGGUACGCAGUGGUCACUAUCCAUUGCCUGCGAAGAGGGUUAAGAUGGUUUUUCUCGAUAAGGGAAAACCGGAGGUCCAUGGUCCCCAGGCUUUUCGGCCCAUCUCUCUCUCCUCUUGCUUGGGUAAGUGCAUAGAGAGAAUUUUUACGGACCUGAUCCUCUCGUAUGAGAGUGAGAUUCCUGAGGACUCUCCGCUAUAUAGGGAGCUCUUCUGUUCUCAUGGUUACACUAGAGGUCGCUCCACAGCCACCGCAGUGGGGUCGGUCACUAAGCACAUCAAGGAUCUGGCCGAAGGGAAGCGGCAUGUAUCAUGUGUGGCCAUUGAUAUGAAAUCUGCCUUCAAUGAUGUAAAGCAUGAGAAGAUUUGUGAAGUUUUGGCGGAGUUUCUGCCGGCUCCCAUUAUCAAUGUGGUUGGUCAAUAUCUCUAUGGUCGUCUGGUUAGUUUUAAGGACAGUACUCGGAUGACGCAGCAGUCCGCGGGCACUCCACAAGAGGUUGGCACUAAAAUAAAGCGAUGUCUUGAAGAACUUGGUUUGAUUUUGCCAAGUCUUGGUAUCGGAAUGAGCAGGGAAAAGAGUAUAAUCCUCUCUGAGGAUCUUCCUCCAGUCUUUGAAGAUAUUCCGGUCAAGAAGGAGAUUGGGUAUUUGGGCUUCAGGCUGCGACUCAUUAUGAAGGCCAAGGCACAGUUGGUUACCCUCAGGAAGCUCAUAGCGAAGCACGGACAGCCUUGUCUUAAGAUGCGAGCUAGGGAGAUCAUUCGCCAUCAUAUUAUCUCCGUAUUAGCUUAUGGGUUGGAGGCAUGGGGAGGGGCUCUCUCCCGCUACACUGUUAGGAAGCAGCUGACCUCUCUGAAUGGUGGUGUUAAUAAAGUCAUACUUGGAAUACCGUCAAGUGCCAACCCUAAAUUGGCAGAGUUGGUGGUGAAUUCUGACAAGGACUUGGUCUCGACGCUCACUAAUAGAUACCUUGCACGGAAGUUCCAUAGCAGGGAAUGGGGUGCGUCUGAAACUAAGCUUCUUAAAAGGUGUUUUGGUGUGACUGCUCUCCAAGGUAUACCGGAAUCCCUUUCACAUUCUUCUGAUGGUAUUGACGCAUGUUGCUUCAAGCUAGAAGGAGAUGGUUCUCCGCCACUCGAUGAUGGAACUAUACCAAUUGUAUACACGGAUGGUAGCAAAUUUCCUAUGGAUGAUGGUUCUCAUAGAGUAGGUGCGGCCUUUAUCUCCCACCAUUCUGGUGAAGCUGGUCUAUACUGUUUGCCGAGUCAUGCCACAGUGCAGCAAGCUGAGCUAGUCGCGAUAAAGAUGGCCCUGAAGACUAUUAAUAGAAGAUGUAUGGUUGCCGUUGAUUCGAAGAGUGCUCUGAUGUCGAUCAGAGGAGAUAGAUCCACGACUCUGCUUGAGGAAAUUCGUGGUCUGAUCCGGAAAACUGGAGCUAUGUUCACGUGGGUAAAGGCUCACAAUGGUGCUCUCUAUAAUGAAUGGGUGGAUGCUUUGGCGAAAAGUGCUACGCGAGUCGGUAUAUUUAUGGAAGUAGAAGUCUCAGCGAGGACUACGACAACCUAUCUCUCCAAGCUUGGAGAUGCAAGGAAGCCUAUGGUUAGGUUGAAGUACUUGACCAACACCACCAUAACAGACUUUGUGGGUUCGUGGCAUCAUGUCGAUACGCUCAGGAAGUUGGCAAAAAUGAAGAACGGGGUUUAUGCUUUGAAAGCGGUUUUUGGUUUGCUACGCACUAGAAGAUACUACUCUAGGUCGGACUCUACGGUUUCUCCAUACUGCGACGUUUGUGGUCACCUUGGUGAUUUCCUGGACGAUACUAGGCAUGCCCUGGUAUACUGCAGGAAGUAUAGGUCAUUGAGGUUCAAGUACUUUGGUCCUGAACGUAUUGAUCCGGUUACUGGGGCCCUGAAAAUUAGGUUUCUCUCCUUCUUUCUGGCUACCUUGGAAAGAGGGAGAGCUCUGGGACUUUUUGUGAAGGAGACUAGGUUGGGUUAA